AUGAGACAAUGUCAAUUCUCCUCCGCGCUCAACGUCAUUUCUACGGAAACUAGUAUGUGAAAACCACAUAUAUAUCCGCCCAACUCCUUGGAAUCUCCUCCCCUCGUUCGUCCAUCCCCUCCCCGCCCGUCUCGGUCCCCAAUGGCAUCUCAUGUUCACACAGUUGGCCUGGUGCCUGCUCGUUUUUUACUCACCCGUAGCCUCCCCUUCCCCAUACUCUCCACCCCACCGAGCAAAAGCUAAAGCAGACAUCACCAGCCGCGACCGCCACAUGGACCCUUCCACUCGGUGCGUACCUGCUCCUCCUCUCCACGCGAGUCGCACUGGUCCGUCGCCGCACAAAAACUUACAAUGGCGACCACGUUGCCGUAAGCCAAAACGAUCUCGGCGCGAAAAAUAAAACCGAACUGGGAAAGACAGAGUUUGGAAAGACCGAGAUGUCCUGCGACGAGGGUCCGCAGAACGGUGACCCCUUGUCCUUGGCUAGGUGGUGUUUGGGGAACUACCUGAAGACAGCGCCGAUGGCCAUGGCUCUUGCCGCGAUUGCAGAGUUGAAUGGGGGGAACAGGAGGUUGGUGAAUUAUGCACUUGGAGCAUUGUUUAUGGGAAAGGUGGCGCAGAUGUGAGUCCUCCCAUAGCUGUAAGGGUGGGCAUAGUAACGACGAAAGCGGGGGACUGAUUGUCUGAUAGCGAGUUUGGGUUGAUGAGGAAAGGAACCCAGGGGGGAGGUCGUACCGCAGGAUUCUUGGCUUCCCAAGGAAUUCUGGCUGGAAUGGCGGGUUAUUGCGCCUAUUUGGUUCGGGAUUAUUGGGGGUUGUAGGCUCUAGGGCGAUAUAGGCUUGGAGGAGUGGGUAACCCCAAUAGAAAUUUUCCAUAGUAUGUGCAGCUUGAGUAUGAUAUGAUAUGAUACGUCACUCCCAAAAUGUAGGCACCGAGACCUCCAUCAAACCGCCCUAAAACUCCGCACCCGGAAAGAAAAGCUCCCCCCUUACCACACAGACCCGCCCUCCCUAUCGCCAAGAAAGCAUUAUAUGGAUCAGAAUCAAAUCGCAGCCAUUAAACACCCUCACCUCGUCUCAAAUUCCACCGCUCCUCCACCUCCACCUCCGCCUCCCCCUCAGCCCACACCAAUCCGCUCCUCUCUCAACCUUCUCGUCCUCGCCGAAUCCAACUUCGACACCUACGACCUCAUAACAUCCCAAAACCUCUUCAAUGAACACCUGGCUCUCUUCCCGCACCCCCGCGCAAUAAUCCACUUCAACCUUGCCGCAAUCCACUUACUUCUCUCUUCUCCGCGGGAAGCCCUCUCGUCCCUGCGCACAGCCACGUCGAUCGAUCCCUACCUUGCCGUCGCACAAUACCAACUCGGGGCGCUGUUCCUCCACUUUGGCGACCUCGGCGCUGCCCGGAAAGCAUACCAGAGCUGCCGCAAUAUCAUGUGUGGUGAGGCGGUAGAUUACGAGCAGGUUGGAAUGAAGUUUGUGCUCUGGCCGGAGAUGGUUAAUCGAGGCCUGGAGGCAUGCGAAGGGAUCGUGGGAAAGCUGGGAAGUGUUCCCGCCGGGAUUUUGUUUCGAGUUUGUGAUCGCAAGGCUCGUGUCAGGAACAUGGGGGUUAGGAGGGGUAGCUGGGCGUUUGGCGAGGAGGGGAGGGUAUUGGCAGUUGGGGGGCCUGGCAUUGCGAUUGACCGUAGAGGUUUAAACGACAAGCGGGAUGGAAGUGUGAAAGGUUUCUUCGGAGAGGAUAGUGGAAGGAUGGAGAAAGAGAAGGAGAGGGAAGGGAAGGCUAAGGGUGUUUUAAAGUGGUUCAGAAGAAAGUAG
Messenger RNA from Tuber aestivum (summer truffle), 1817 nucleotides. The record is from the annotation of a GenBank genome assembly. NCBI's taxonomy places the organism in Eukaryota, Fungi, Ascomycota, Pezizomycetes, Pezizales, Tuberaceae.